CUAAGCAAAGACUUUGCGAUCUCUUAGAGUGGACACACCGUGCACAGGAAACGCAAGCAUCCUCAGCUGUAUCCAAUCACGCUUCCGUUUGUGUCCCAGAUGCUGCCCCAGGAAGAAAACAAGUGUUUGCGGAAUUUGGCGGCCAAGGCCCUGGAUCCAGGCUUUAUUCUCACCCCCACCCCACUUUCUCUCUGAGCAGACCCUGAAAAUCCAUCCACCAGAACUGAAGGGUGGGCCCGGCUUUCUUUACGCGGCUCCUGAGACCCACGGUGGGCACUCUCCGGGGCUCCACCGGCCCCGGGGCGCGAGCCCAGCCGCGACCCGCGAGGAGCCCCACGUGGGGCUGGGGAAAGGCAGGCGGAGGGAGCGGCGCGAGGCCCGCAGACGGCUCCCGAGGGAGCGCGGCGAGGGAAUGAAGUGAUUGCAGUGGGUUGGAAGGGCCUGAAGGAUGUCGACCAAAUCAACAUGGACAGCACCAGCUCACUGCACGGGAGCAGCCUCCACCGGCCAUCCACUGAGCAAACCCGAACCGACUUCUCCUGGGAUGGCAUCAAUCUCUCCAUGGAGGAUACCACUUCCAUUCUUCCGAAGCUUAAGCGAAACUCGAACGCCUAUGGCAUUGGGGCCCUGGCCAAGUCAUCGUUCUCAGGGAUUUCAAGAAGCAUGAAGGACCACGUGACAAAGCCCACAGCCAUGGGGCAAGGCCGAGUGGCCCACAUGAUUGAGUGGCAGGGCUGGGGGAAGGCACCGGCCAUUCAGCCGCAACACAGCCACGAGGCCGUGCGCAGGGAUACGGAUGCCUACUCGGACCUCAGCGACGGCGAGAAGGAGGCACGUUUCCUUGCAGGUGUCAUGGAACAGUUUGCCAUCUCUGAGGCCACACUCAUGGCCUGGUCUUCCAUGGAUGGUGAGGACAUGAGUGUCAACUCUGCCCAGGAGCCACUGGGCUGCAACUACAGUGACAACUACCAGGAGUUGAUGGAGAGUCAGGAUGCCCUCGUCCAAGCCCCCAUGGAUGGCUGGCCUCACUCCUACGUGUCCCAGGGCAUGUACUGUCUGGGGUCAUCUGAUGCCUGGGAAGCAAGUGACCAGUCCCUCAUUGCCUCUCCAGCUACAGGAUCCUACCUUGGCCCAGCAUUUGAUGACUCACAGCCCAGCUUGCAUGAAAUGGGGCCUUCCCAACCUGCUUCCGGGUACUGUGCUCAGGAGCCUCCUCCUUUGCUGGGGGGAGACACUGACUGGGCUCCGGGGGUGGGCGGCGUGGAUCUGGCAAGGGGCCCUGCCGAGGAGGAGAAGAGGCCAUUGGCCCCCGAGGAGGAAGAGGAUGCAGGAUGCCGGGACCUGGAGUCACUUUCCCCACGAGAAGACCCUGAGAUAUCCACUGCUCUCAGCCGGAAGGUGUCCGACGUCACAUCCUCCGGUGUGCAGUCCUUUGAUGAAGAAGAGGGCGAGGCUAACAACUAGCUUCUUCCCACUGGACGCCCUGCCUUCCACUCCCACCUGAGAGGCAUGGCUGCGACAAUACCCUCCCUUCCCCGGCAAUACAGCUGAAACCUGGGCAAAAGACUGCGAGGAACCCAGGAGCUGCCAGUCCCCGCCAGGAAAAUGCAGGGCCAGGAUGGCAUUUUCUCCAGGCUUGUGCUGUAGAAACCACAGGUCCAGGGACCGAGGCCCAGGCAACCAGAUGGCUGUGAACUUGAGUUGGCUGCGGGCUUCUGGGUCUGUGAUGGUGAGGCUCCAGUUGAUAUCGUGGGGACAGGAGCACAGAACAGCCUGCGGCCAUCGACUACAUCUCACUCUCUGAUUUCGUCUUCCAGGAGCUUUGACUGUGGCUGUUUGAACGCCCCCUUCCCCAUGUCACUCUUGCUUUUUCCAACUCUGUGUUUUCUCUGGCUGUGGCCUCAGUGGGACCCUACGUAUGAGGAACAGACCUCAGGGGCUGUUGAAUGUGGCUCGAUGGGCACAGGGAAGCCACAUCUCCUUAGAGGGUGGCGAGUCUGCCCCCAGUGGGUAACGUGGCUUCUGAGAUCAGGACUCAUAGAGAAUGUGGACGUGGCAGCUGGGACGCACAGGGGCACAAACACGAUUCUUUGUAUAAGGCCCACCCCGAGAUCAGAGAGUCACUGAUGGGACCAAGAACCAACACGGCCACCAGUUCUGGGAUCUUGACUAUCUUGUGGCUGAAAGGAGGGUCCUAAGGGUCUGGGAAAAGACCCAGUGAGCUGGCUGCCCCAGCUCUUGCUUCCUAUGUCUGCCUUCUUCCACCCCCUGCUCUGGGAGCCCCCGCCCUGAGGGGGUGACACAGAUUGCAGGUGUCCUGCCAGGCGGGGAAGCAUGAAGGCUGUGCCUCCCUCCAUCUAUCCCCUAAUUCUCUGGAGCUGUUUACACUUUUCUCUUUGCCUUUUCUACAUUUUUAUAACUUCUUGGGGACUCAGGUUGAGUGGAGUGGAGGGAGGAGUGUGGUGCUGUCCGGCCCCCCAGGUGGGGUGUUUGCUGAGGAGCAGUGUGGGCACUCGGCUCCUUUCUCCUUUCUCCCCCGUCUUCACAGCUCCUCCCAGGACUCCCAGGAGGCCCUAGAAGGCGUCCUUCCUCCCACGAUGGGUUUACAGUGAUGCAUAAGCCCCCGAACCUGCUUGCCCUUCCACACAGGUUCCACCUCCACUGGGGACUUCCCUGCAGAGCACAUCAAGCCCCAACACAUCUGUAAGGGAUCCUGAUGACAGGGACAGGCUAGGGCGAAGACGUGGCAGCUGUGGAGCACACUGCCCCUCCCUGUUGCAGUGGGACCCCAUCUCCCUGGCCCCUGGCAGAGGGAGAAUCUGGGUAGCUGUGAGAAGCUAAGAUGUUCAUUGCCUGCCUCCCCAUUUUCCUGUCUGUCUGCAGCUCCGAGUCCUCCUGUCUUACCCAAACUUCGGCAGGUGACCUACUGCCUAUGUUCUCUGCCCAAAAGUGAGCACUGUCACCUCUCUCAGACCCUGGGCACAAACUACCCCUCCCCAGAGGCCUACUUCUUUGGAAUGAGGAGGUUGAGAGUUGGGGUGUUUCUGUCCAUCUAUGACCCUACCGCCCCCCAAUGAAAUUCACACUUUCGUACAUGCCUGUACCUGAAAUGCAAUCAAGGCUGGGGUCCCAUGUCCUCAGGGGAGGAGGAGAUCAGUUGUUGGAGGAACCAGAAGUAGGCCUGCUGAGCCAGGUGGGUGGAGAGCUGCUUACCUCAUUUAAAGCUGUGGCUUGUGUGUGAUCACGUGACCUGACCUGACUCACAAGGUCCCAGGACCUACUGUCUAGGAGCUCUGGGAAGUGGCCUUGUGCCCAUGCUCCGCACUCCUGCUGCGGCUCUUGGGGUUUUGCAUGCUCAGGGUUUCCUCCUCCCAGGGGGUCCCUGUGUCCUCGCCUUGAGCAACUUGCUCUCUCCACGCAUCACCUUUUCCUCUUAGUCUCAUCCCCUUCGUGCCCCGUAUUCUGCCCCCAGACCGCAGUGGACAUCCACUCCAGUGAGUGGGCUCAUCCAUCACAGUUCCUUUUUGCUCAGGGCCCUGGGAGUUACGGGAGGUAGACGAACCGCUCUUUCCUCCUUCCCGUCCUUGAGGAAGCCUGCCUUCGGUUCCUGCCCAAGGAUGACUGAACUGUGAAAGAAUCGAGCAGAGUUACGACACCAGCAGGGCUGCGCGUCCCCAGUGCUGACGGCUGGCAUGUGUGCAGACCAGAGGUCCGCUGAGGGUCUGCAUUUGCAAGGAGCUUCCCUCCCACUCUGAAGAGGGAGAAGACCCAGGGAGCUGGCCUGGGACCCUCUUGGGACUCUUCUGGAGGGAGGGGCUGCCUCUGGGGCUGGGGGCAGGGUGCAUGGGGUUUGCUUAUAGCCUUUGGGGGGGGGGAGCAUGUGCAGGAAGAGGCUGUUGGGGUGGGGGAGGGGCGCUUUUCCUUUGGGGUUAAAGGCUGUGCAGCACGACUUACAACAGUCCCGGGAACAGGGCUGUUUUUACAUUAUUGUGAAUGAAACUGCUCAUGCUAAAUGAUUUUCUCAUGGUGGGGGGCGGGGUGCGCUUUUAUUUUCAAUUCACUUUAUUAAAGGAAAACCCAGCUCUUCCAUUCCUCCCCCUUCCACUGCCCCAGUUCCCGGCCCCUUCCUUCUUUAUCCUCGUGUUAAGGACGGCAUCUUAAUGAAUGAGGUUCAGACCCUCUCCCUGCCGCCACCUGUUCGGCCCAUACUUGUCUUCCAGGUCUGGGGACUAUCCAUUCUUAUGGCCAGUCUCAGCAUGUUUUCUUGACGUGACAUUCCCGCCCCAGGCCCAAGAGAGAUUCUAUGACAUAUAUUGCAGAGAGAAUUAUAUAUAAAUAUAUAUCAAUAUUAUAGUUAUAUACACAUGGGCAUGGGCUUGAAUGCCCAGGGCCAGCCGCCUCCCCAGGUUGCAGCCUCUCGGCCUGGGGAGGAGGCAGGCAUGGAACAUUGGGGAGGGCUCCAGGCUGUGUUCAGUGGCACUAAACAGAAUGUGGUGGCAU
Molecule: messenger RNA, 4500 nt
Organism: Rhinolophus ferrumequinum (greater horseshoe bat)
Lineage: Eukaryota; Metazoa; Chordata; Mammalia; Chiroptera; Rhinolophidae
Gene: FAM131B
Product: family with sequence similarity 131 member B
Exons: 7
Coding region: 466-1464 (332 amino acids)
Source: RefSeq, a predicted model, not a curated record